AUGGAAAAAGGGAAGGCACAUGGAACACCUAUGAGCCCAUCCACAAGCAUUGAUUUAGACUUAUCUAGAAAAGACAUUGAUGAAAAAAUGUACAGAGGAAUCAGAUCUUUACUCUACCUGACUGCAAGUCGACCAGACAUUAUGUUUAGUGUGUGUAAAUAUGCUAGUUUCCAGUCGACUUCCAAGGAUUCUCAUCUAACUGAUGGCAAACGAUUCAUCCGAGACCUUAUAGAAACUCAAGACUUUGGUCUAUGGUAUCCCUGCUCCUCACAUUUUGAUCUAGUUGGUUGUUCAGAUGCUAAUUUUGCAGGAGAUAAAAAUGAUAGAAUAAGCACUAAUGGAAUAUGUCUGAUUCUUGGUGAUGCCCUUAUCUCAUGGCAUAGCAAGAAGCAAACUUUAGUUGCUCUCUCAACCAUUGAAGCUGAAUACAUAGCUGUCAGAAGUUGUGGCACUCAAAUCUUAUGGAUUGUGCAUAAACGUCUUGAUUUUGACUUAUCUUUUGAAUUUGCUCCUAUUAUGUGUGAUAGCACAA
Messenger RNA from Capsicum annuum, 532 nucleotides. RefSeq names its product secreted RxLR effector protein 161-like. The record is from RefSeq and is a predicted model, not a curated record. The transcript has a single exon. The annotation marks the transcript as partial. Lineage: Eukaryota; Viridiplantae; Streptophyta; Magnoliopsida; Solanales; Solanaceae.